Molecule: messenger RNA, 405 nt
Organism: Trichomonas vaginalis G3
Lineage: Eukaryota; Parabasalia; Trichomonadida; Trichomonadidae
Exons: 1
Coding region: 1-405 (134 amino acids)
Molecular function (GO): actin binding
Source: RefSeq, a predicted model, not a curated record
AUGAGCGCCCCAACAAUUGAGACUGUUAAGCAGAGCAAUCCAGACUGGCAAAACUUUGUACUCUUUACAGAAGAUGGAACAAACCUCCUUUCUACAACAGAAGUUAAACCAGAAGAAAUAACAACAUGGCUUGGUUUAUUCAAGGAUUUUGAUGAAACAAUCAAAGCCGGCUUAACAUACGACGGUGUCCAUUAUCAUGUUCAUCGUUUUUAUGAUGGACUCUUAUAUGGUCGCGCCGAUCCAAAUAUAAAGAAGACAAAUGGUUUCUGCCUCAUCAAAUCACAACGCUCAGCUGAAAAGAAGCCAAUUGUCCUUCUCUUUACAUUCGAUCUCCCAGCAACAACAGCUAGAUUGGUUCCAGCUGCCAACAAGUACUUAGAGUCUGUCAAGGAGCAAUUCCAGUAA